Messenger RNA from Selaginella moellendorffii, 813 nucleotides. RefSeq names its product pentatricopeptide repeat-containing protein At2g35030, mitochondrial-like. NCBI's taxonomy places the organism in Eukaryota, Viridiplantae, Streptophyta, Lycopodiopsida, Selaginellales, Selaginellaceae. The coding region runs from base 1 to 813 and encodes 270 amino acids. Gene Ontology annotation, biological process: RNA modification. Gene Ontology annotation, molecular function: RNA binding; protein binding. The transcript has a single exon. The record is from RefSeq and is a predicted model, not a curated record.
AUGUAUGGCAAAUGCGGCAGCCCAAAUGAUGCCAAGCGAGUGUUUGACAUCAUCGACGCCAAGAACGUUUUCUCGUGGGCAGUUAUGAUGACUGCAUAUACCCAAAACGGGUAUCCGCAAGAUGCUAAGCUUAUCUUUCAUGAGAUGCCCGAUCGUGAUACUGUUGCAUGGAAUACAAUGCUUGGAGCGUACGCACAGCAUGGCAAUGUAGACGAGGCAAAGAUUCUUUUUGAUUCGAUUCCAAAUCCCAACUUUGUGUCGUGGACAACAAUGCUUACAGCAUAUGCCCAAAGCGGGUAUAUGUGUAGCGCGAAGCAUAUGUUUGAUUCUAUGUCACCUCGAAAUGCAAUUGCAUGGACAUCAAUGCUUGCUGGAUAUGCAAGACUCGGAGGUAUCUUAACCUCUCGAGGAUUCUUUCGAAAGAUGCCCCAGCAUGACAUUAUAUCAGCUACUGCAAUGAUUUCGGCAUUUGCCGCGAGGGGCAAUGCAAGAGAAGCGUGUGCCUUGUUCAAGAAUAUGCCGGAGAGGAACGUCUUCUCAUGGACGGCAUUGCUCCAGGGAUAUGCCGAGAAUCGUCUUCUAGACAAGGCAAAGAGCUACUUUGACAAGAUGCCAGCAUGGAAUCUUGUGUCGUGGACUGUGCUCGUCGUUUCAUAUGCUCAAUGCGAGCGGCUUGAGAUUGCACAAGACUUGUUUGUUGAGAUGCCCGAGCGGAGCAUAGUGACUUGGAAUGCCUUGUUGGCAGCGAUUGGGCAUGCCAAGUCUUUGGAGGAGGCGAAGCUUUUCCUUGUCACUAUGCCCGCAUGGAACUGA